Carica papaya (papaya) is the source of this 2874-nucleotide messenger RNA. Its product is annotated as phospholipase D alpha 1. Lineage: Eukaryota; Viridiplantae; Streptophyta; Magnoliopsida; Brassicales; Caricaceae. The record is from RefSeq and is a predicted model, not a curated record. Gene Ontology annotation, biological process: phospholipid catabolic process; phosphatidylcholine metabolic process. Gene Ontology annotation, molecular function: calcium ion binding; D-type glycerophospholipase activity. Gene Ontology annotation, cellular component: plasma membrane.
GAAAAUGAAAUGUCUUUCCCCAUUCAUUUCACUCGUCAAGCUCUAUUAGUCUGUACCUUCAUUAUCGGAUCUUUCCCUCCCUCUUUUUAUGCUCUGUGUCCGUAUCCUUCCCAUUCAUCCACCACACUUUCGCAGAAAUUAUCGGAUCCGAUCUUGAAGCUUCUCCUGACCACUCAGAUCUCGCUCGCUCCUGAAUUUCAAGUGAAAAAUGGCGCAUUAUUUGAUGCAUGGCACUUUACAUGCCACGGUGUAUGAGGUCGAUAAACUACAUUCCGGUGGCAUAUCAGGCUUCUUUGGCAAGAUCCUGGCAAAUGUUGAGGGAACAAUUGGUAUUGGCAAAGGAGUAACCCAGCUCUAUGCUACCAUUGAUCUAGAAAGGGCUAGAGUUGGAAGGACCAGAAUAAUAAAAGAUGAACCCAAUAAUCCUAAAUGGUAUGAAUCAUUUCAUAUCUACUGUGCCCAUAUGGCUUCCAAUGUUGUAUUCACUGUUAAAGAUGACAAUCCUAUUGGAGCCACUUUAAUUGGAAGAGCAUAUGUACCUGUUGAAGAACUGAUACGUGGUGAUCAAGUGGAUAGGUGGGUUGAAAUCUUGGAUGAAGACAAAAACCCCAUUGAGGGAGAUUCCAAGAUCCAUGUGAAGCUUCAAUUUUUUGAUGUAAAAAAAGACAGUAAUUGGAAUAUGGGUAUCAAGGGUGCUAGGUAUCUUGGUGUGCCUUACACGUUCUACUCACAGAGACGAGGAUGUAGAGUUUCUUUAUACCAAGAUGCUCAUGUUCCGGACGGCUUCAUUCCUAAAAUUCCUUUAGCAGGAGGAAAGUAUUAUGAGCCUCAUAGAUGCUGGGAAGAUGUUUUUGAUGCAAUCACCAAUGCGAGACACCUGAUCUACAUUACUGGCUGGUCAGUUUAUACUGAAAUCACUUUGAUACGUGACUCAAGGAGGCCAAAGCCAGGAGGAGAUGUUACUCUUGGUGAGCUACUUAAGCAGAAGGCUAGUGAAGGUGUUAAGGUUCUCAUGCUUGUUUGGGAUGACAGAACCUCUGUUGGUUUACUGAAAAAGGAUGGACUCAUGGCUACGCAUGAUGAAGAAACUGCAAACUACUUCCAGAAUACUGAUGUUCACUGUGUCCUAUGCCCCCGUAAUCCUGAUGAUGGGGGGAGCUUCGUUCAAGGCUUACAAAUCUCUACCAUGUUCACUCAUCACCAGAAGAUUGUGGUGGUCGAUGGUGAGAUGCCUAGUGGGGAAUCCCAGAUGAGGAGAAUUGUUAGUUUUGUUGGGGGCAUUGAUCUUUGUGAUGGUAGAUAUGAUACCCCCUUCCAUUCUCUAUUCAGGACAUUGGAUACUGCACACCACGAUGAUUUCCAUCAGCCAAACUUUGCAGGUAGUUCUAUCACAAAAGGUGGCCCCAGGGAACCUUGGCAUGAUAUCCAUUCUCGAUUGGAAGGUCCCGUUGCCUGGGAUGUGCUGUUUAAUUUUGAGCAAAGAUGGAGACAACAAGGUGGGAAGGAUGUUCUGGUUAAUCUGAGAGAGCUUGAUAAUAUUAUUAUUCCCCCAUCUCCUGUUAUGUUUCCAGAUGAUCAUGAGACAUGGAAUGUCCAGUUGUUUAGAUCCAUUGAUGGUGGUGCUGCUUUUGGUUUUCCUGAGACACCCGAAGAGGCUGCCAGAGCUGGGCUUGUAAGUGGGAAGGAUAAUAUCAUUGAUCGAAGCAUUCAGGAUGCUUAUAUUAAUGCUAUUCGAAGAGCAAAAAAUUUUAUAUAUAUUGAAAAUCAGUAUUUCCUCGGAAGCUCUUUUGACUGGAGUUCUGAUGAUAUCAAGCGUGAGGAUAUUAAUGCUUUACAUCUUAUACCAAAGGAGCUUUCACUCAAGAUUGUUAGUAAGAUUGAACGUGGGGAGAGAUUCACUGUUUAUGUUGUUGUUCCUAUGUGGCCAGAAGGGGUACCGGAGAGUGCAUCUGUUCAGGCAAUAUUAGAUUGGCAGAGAAGGACAAUGGAAAUGAUGUAUAAAGACAUCAUUCAAGCUCUGAGAGCUAAAGAUCGUGAAGAGGAUCCUAGAAACUAUUUGACUUUUUUCUGCCUUGGAAACCGGGAAGUGAAGAAAUCUGGAGAAUAUGAACCUUCAGAGAGACCAGAGGAUGACUCCGAUUAUAUUAGAGCACAAGAAGCCCGUCGUUUCAUGAUUUAUGUUCAUACCAAGAUGAUGAUUGUUGAUGAUGAAUACAUCAUAGUUGGAUCUGCCAACAUCAAUCAGCGAUCAAUGGAUGGUGCCAGGGACUCAGAGAUAGCUAUGGGGGCUUACCAACCAUACCAUUUGACAAUCAACCAGCCAGCACGGGGUCAAAUUCAUGGUUUUCGUAUGGCAUUGUGGUAUGAGCACCUUGGAAUGCUCGAUGACACCUUCCUUGAGCCAGAAAACAUAGAGUGUGUCCAGAAGGUGAACCGAGUUGCUGGCAAAUAUUGGGAUCUUUACGCGAGUGAGUUACUUGAACAUGACUUGCCUGGCCACUUGCUUCGCUACCCAAUUGGUGUUUCUAGUGAAGGAGAUGUUACAGAGCUGCCGGGAACAGAAUUCUUCCCCGACACUAAGGCUCGUGUUCUUGGUGCAAAAUCGGAUUACCUCCCUCCAAUAUUAACAACUUAAUAGGUGGUAUCUGUAUGUGGUGGAGUAACAUUUUCCCUGCCUACCCAGACUCGUUUAAUAAAAAAUCUGAUUGUCCUAGCGGGGGAAAUAAACAAUGCAUUUUGUGUUUGUAGAUGCAGAAGUUUGUUGAUAGGGUGUUUGGAGAGAUGCGGUAAGGCAAUGGUCUGAUCACUGUUGAACAUUUUAGCUGAUCAUAUGUGUUUACUGUUUGAUUAUUAUGCUAUUAGCUUUUGCAUUCA